CUUGUUAAAGCAAUUUAUAAUAUUGGCAAACAUCCUUUCCUCUUACCCUAUAAAGGAUUCUUCGAUCUUACCCUGAUAAAAAAUAUUCACCAACCAAAAAAAACUAUUGCGUACGGACAAGUUGUUCAAAAUGGAAAAUAAUAUGAAUGAUUCUUCUUCUCAAAAGGGUUUAGUUAAUGAGCUUGUUGGAGGAAGAGAUCUUACUAAGCAACUUCAAAAGAUGAUUCUUAGUAAUGAACUAAGAUCCUCUUGUAAUAAUGUGUACGGACAAGUUAUUCAAAAUAUUUUGGCUAAGUUUGAGAAGUCACUACAAAUCUUGCAGUUCGAUCCAGACGAGCAAUCUCAAUUUCAACAAUCAAAUAAUGAUUCUCCGUUUAGCGGAAGUCCUAAAAGUCAAGAUUUUGAUCGAGAUGUUAAAAAUUCACUUGAUCAUAAGAAUGAUUCCAAGAAAAAGAGAAAGCACGUUGUUCGAAUCACAAAAAGAGUUGAAGGUUGUGCAAGUAGUGGACUUGAAGGACCAAUUGAAGAUCAAUUUAAGUGGAGAAAGUAUGGACAAAAAGACAUUAAUGGAGCCAAAUUUCCCAGGGCAUAUUUUAGGUGUACCAAUAGAAAUGAAGGAUGUUUAGCCACAAAACUAGUGCAAAGAAGUGAAGAUGAUCCUUCCUCCUUUAAUGUCACUUAUCUUGGAGCCCAUAAAUGUUCUCAAGCAUCUUCUUCUUUUUCUUAUCCCUCCAUUAUCAAAAACCGUAAACCCAACAAAAUUGAACCUCCUUUAGAAACCCUAGCUCAUCCUUCUUGUCAACAAUCAAAAGAAAACAUGUUGAUCUUUCAAAAUCACAAUAACCCAUUUUCAAUUUCCUUCCCAUCUUCUUCAAACCCUAUAGUUGAUGAUAAUAAUAUUUGUUCAAAUUCAAGUUAUUGCACAAAUAUUAACUUCAAUGAUCAAGUCUUCAAUGCAUCUACAACUUUAGAACCUAAUUCUUCAUUUAUUGCACCAAUUCAUCCUUUGUUUGAUCUAAGGUGAUGACUUUGAUCAUGAUUUUGAUCUUAACCCAAAUUUUUUUCAAUAAUGCUUUAGUUAGACAUGUAAAGGGUGUUUGGAUUGCAAGAAAUAAAGUAUUUUCAUUCGAAAAGGUUUUUAAAUGAAACUAUUUUUCAAUGGAACAAUAAUAAUAGUUUAUACGGUCUCAUAGUGGGAUAUGUCUUUUGGGUUAAAUAUAUAAUAAAAACUUUAAGUUUAUGGCCUACUUAUUUGAAGAUCGUCUCACUAUGAAAUGGUCUAUAAACGCGCUGAUAAUAGUUUUUAUGUUUAGUUGAUGAAUAAACUAAUGAAAAGUUGAGAUUUUGAUUGUGGGAGAGUGAAGAAAAUUAGUUUUCUUUCAGUUUAGGACCGAAUUAUAUGUUAAUAAAAGGAUUAAAAAAUUUCUUUUUUUUAAUUAAAUUAUUUUUGUAGGAAACCAUCUCAAUUAAAAAAAAAGUGUUAUAUGAUGUAAGAAAAAUGGCCUAAGAUGGAUUUGUCUGAUUAUUUAUUACUAUUGAUUAAGGAUUGUUCAAUGAUGGAUGAGUAUGGAUUCAUUAAUGUGCUUAAUGAUCUUCAAAUGUUGGUAAGUAAAUUUAUUUAUGUGUAAUAAAACAGAGCUCAUACUUACAUGUAAGAGUAUUUAUUGGAAGAUUUUGAAGUCAUUUUUUCUUAUAAAAAAGCCAA
This is a messenger RNA of Amaranthus tricolor (Joseph's coat), 1705 nucleotides long. Its product is annotated as probable WRKY transcription factor 53. The transcript is spliced from 3 exons. Gene Ontology annotation, cellular component: nucleus. Gene Ontology annotation, molecular function: transcription cis-regulatory region binding; DNA-binding transcription factor activity. Bases 131 to 1024 code for a protein of 297 amino acids. NCBI's taxonomy places the organism in Eukaryota, Viridiplantae, Streptophyta, Magnoliopsida, Caryophyllales, Amaranthaceae. Gene Ontology annotation, biological process: regulation of DNA-templated transcription. The record is from RefSeq and is a predicted model, not a curated record.